Messenger RNA from Fraxinus pennsylvanica, 453 nucleotides. NCBI's taxonomy places the organism in Eukaryota, Viridiplantae, Streptophyta, Magnoliopsida, Lamiales, Oleaceae. The record is from the annotation of a GenBank genome assembly.
AUGAUUAGUUCCAGAAAACUCAUCAAGAUGGCAAGGAAGUGGCAAAGGCUGGCUGCCAUGGGAAGAAAACGAAUAACGGUCCCAGGAAAGAAUGACUAUGAGGAAGCUAGUACCAGUAGCCAUUCAUCUAAUUCUUUGGCUAGGAAAGGCCAGUUUAUUGUGUAUACUACUGAUAAAAAGCGAUAUGCUUUCCCCAUAGCCUAUCUCAAUAAUUGCAUAUUGAGGGAGCUGCUCAUAAUGUCAGAAGAAGAGUUUGGACUACCAAGUCAUGGACCAAUCACAUUGCCUUGUGAUGCUGUAUUUAUGGAUUAUGCAAUUUCUUUGAUCCAAAAGAAAGCAACUAAAGAAGUUGAGAAAGCUUUGCUUAUGUCCAUGGCUGCUUAUAGAUGUUCAUCGUCUUACCAAUUCCAUGAGCUAGAGACAACGCAACGUUUGAUGUUAUGUAGUUGUUGA